This is a messenger RNA of Symbiodinium natans, 2145 nucleotides long. NCBI's taxonomy places the organism in Eukaryota, Dinophyceae, Suessiales, Symbiodiniaceae. The record is from the annotation of a GenBank genome assembly.
AUGGCGUCUGGCAGAUGUCUGAUGUGUGGCGUGUUGGCGUGUGCAAGCUCUUUGAUACAGCUCGUGGUCUUCUCUUCCAUCUACGGCGUCGCCAAGGUGAACGUGCAGUUCUGGCGAGCUGCGCCGACUGUGAAGGUUGCGGCAGAGCCAGCGAAGCCGGCAACCCCUUCGGCUGCCAAAAGCACUGCUCAGCCUGCGUUGAGACCGGUGAAGCCGCCGCCUCCUGCGCGCCCAGCGCAGAAGAGGAAGAAGCCCACGUCGAGAGAGGUCUUCGGCACGGUGUGCCCUUCCGCGCAGUUCUAUGGGGGCUACAGGAAUGGUCAAGGCGGGAAGCUACCUGACGGCGAGGGCGGCUUCAUGGUGUGCGACACCGGCGGGUUGCGAGAGGCCGCGCAGAGCGCGGCCGGCUGCUUGGUGUACUCCGUGGGAAGUGAUGGGGAGUUCUCUUUUGAGAGGGCGGUGCACAAGGAGAUCUCCGAGAAGUGUGAGAUACACACUUUCGAUGCUUAUCCCAUCGAGAAGUACUUGGACAAGAGCUACAACCCUGGCUAUCCUCAUGAUCCUGUUCCCAGUUUCGUGACAUACCACGCGAUAGCGCUCGACGAAAACAAUAACAUCGAUAGCCUGAUGCAGAGCCUGGGGCACUAUGGCCAGACGAUAAGCCUGCUGAAGGUGAGUUGCAAUGGCUGCGAAGUUGCAUCGCAUCUCGGUUGGCUUGCUGGUGGUACCAAGAUUGACCAAGUGGUGGUCCGUCAGGCGCGACCCGAUGACGACUCCGUGGCGAGCUUUCUGAACUCGAGCGGCUACGGCUGCUUUCAAGGUGGAGACGGCUUCCACUUAUUGGGCUGCAUCAAGCUGCCCUUGCGGAGUUCGGCUCUGGUUCCGCAGGAGACAGCCAGGAAAAAGACUGUUCUGAGGAUACCGCCUCCGUCAAAGAGCUCCGUUUGCAUGGUGGUUCCGGUAUAUCCGCCUCACUUUGCGGCGCUUGCAGCACGCAUGGAGAUGGUCAAGCGAACGAACAUCGGCCCUCCUGUGAAGUCCGUCAUCGUCUUCGGAGACGACUCCGAGUAUGCGGACUUCUGCGCAAAGAACGCGGACAUCUGCGCGGACGACGAGUUCCACCCCAUGACCUUGGAGGAGCUGAUUGGCUUCGAGGCUCACACGAAGCUGAAGCGCAUGCUGGAAUUGCAGCAUCCUCCGGUUAGAUUCCGGUACAAGGGUGACCGGCGUGGUUGUUGGUCAAAGACUGGCGGGCGCGUCUACCAGACGGUGAAGAAGUUCUACGGGGUGGCUUACGGACCUGCCGAGUGUCAGACCUACUGGGUUUGUGAUGCCGAGUCCCUACCUUUCCGCAAGCACAACCUGGCGGAGCAUUUAGCCCUAAACGCAAAAACGCCAAGAAUCGUUGUAAGCUCCUGGCACGAUGAGCCGGACUGCGCCAAAGUGGCUGCGGACGAUGGGACCGACCAGUCCUGCGCGAUCAUGAUGACCAACAAAACAAACGGCAUGCGCUUCAAGAAUGACACUGCGCCCUCUGUCUGGACGCCUGCCCGUUGGAAGCAAAUAUUCCAGAAUGUGGACCAGUGGUGGUACUACGAUCGAACCGUAACGGCAGACUGGCUCAAGUUUAUGGAAGAGUCAGCUGACAUGCCAGCUUGGUCUGUUUUCGGCUUCUAUGAGCUGUCCGACAUGUCAAUGUACGGCAUGAUGAUGCACUGGUCGGCUUUUCAUGCUCAUGUCGGGCGAACAAAGAUCGUGAACAUCAGGGAAGAGAUCCGCAAAGUGGAUGCUGCUGCUUUCGCCAAGUGCUGCAGCUGUUCUGCACAUCCGACACCGAACGGGGCACCUCCCCCGUGCUCAACCGCCCCAGAACUCUUCAGGGGCUGCCUGUUGCAGAUACCGUUCCGUCGGCGUUUGGAGAUUGCUGUCGAGCGGCUUGGGUUCUUUGGCUUCUCCAACUACAACCGCUUCACCCUGAUUCCCGAUUCCGCGUACAACCAGGUGACGGAUGCCGGCCACGGCCUCCACUGGUGCUACAUCAACUGCUUCAAGACGAACGCCAUGAGCAAGAUACUGGCACUCGAGAAUGUGGACGUCGAGGGCAUCAACAAGGUGAAGGAUGCCUUCAUCCACACGAACGUCUGA